UGGAGACAGUUACAAGGAAAACACUUUGCUGCUGGAUUUGAAAGAAAAGGGAACCUGUACCGAAUUUAUAUUUGGUACAAAAUGCCUCCAACUCUUUUCCAAAAACUUUUUAACAAGAGAAACGCGCUUUCAUCACCGCCCCCGAGGUGCAGCAAAGAGGACCCAGCGUUCAGCUGGCCACUUCCACAUUUGGAGCCCAGUCAGAUCAGGCUGAUAGUGUACCAGGACUGCGAGAGGCGUGGCAGAAAUGUCCUCUUCGACUCCAAUGCCAAGAAAAAGGGCACAGAGGAAGCCCCCAUUACCAGCACUGAUGGCCAGGUCAAGAUGUUUGGGAAAUGCUGCCAGCUCCGACCUACAGGAGGCAGCAGCAGUUCCCUGGACAGCUCAUCCUCCUGCGCUUCUGAAACCAAGGAAACCAAGGAGCAGGGUCUCCGCUUCCAGGGAUCGAGGUGCUCAUCUGAUGUGGUAAUGCUGGGGGAGAUGAUGUUUGGCUCUGUGGCCAUGAGCUACAAAGGCUCCACACUCAAAAUCCACCAGAUCAGAUCACCCCCUCAGCUGAUGUUGAGUAAGGUCUUCACCGCCAGGACAGGGGGCAGUGUAUAUGGCAGUCUCAACACGUUACAGGACAGCCUGGAGUUCAUUGGGCACGACAGCAACACCUUAAGGCCAGAACAAAACACUGGGGCCAACAGCCUUCUAGGGAACAUAGGAUUUUCUCAGCUCUGCAGCCCUCGACGGGCCUUCUCUGAACAGGGCCCGCUGCGGCUCAUCAAGAGCGCAUCUUUCUUUUCAGGCCACAGUCAUCCCAUGGACAUGCCGGGCCGAGGUCCGUACGACGAGAGGGACAGUGGCAUCGCCAGAUCAGCCUCUCUGAGCAGCCUGUUGAUCACUCCCUUCCCGUCCCCCGGCUCCUCCUUGACCAGCAGCUGCGCGUCCAGCUACCAGCGCCGAUGGCUCCGCAGUCAAACCACCAGCCUUGAGAAUGGCGUCUUCCCUCGAUGGUCAGCGGAGGAGAGCUUCAACAUGUCCGAUGAAAGCGGGGGUCCAAGUCUCGGCGUUGCCCGGAAGAAAAAGAUUGCCAUUGGAGUCAUCUUCACAUUGUCCCCCAACCCUGAGGAGAACAGCCGCUUCCAGGAGUUCUUCUUCUCCCACUUCCCUCUCUUUGAAAGCCACAUGAACAAACUCAAGGGUGCCAUCGAGCAGGCCAUGAAGAUGAGUCGCAGGUCAGCUGAUGCCAGCCAGAGAGCUUUGGCUUACAGCCGGAUGGUGGACGGACUCAACGAGUUCAGGAUGACCAUCUGUGACCUCUACACAAUGCCCCGCGUGGCUGAGCCAGUCUGGCUAACUAUGAUGUCUGGAGCGUCAGAGAAGAACCAGCUCUGUGGACAAUUUAUGAGAGAAUUCUCUCUGCUGAUGGAGCAGGCCUCCAAGAACCAAUUCCUCCCGGCGCUGUUGACAGCCAUCCUGACCAACCAUCUGGCUUGGGUGCCCACCGUCAUGCCCAACGGGCAGCCUCCAAUCAAGAUCUUUCUUGAGAAACACUCUUCCCAGAGCGUUGACAUGCUGGCAAAGACACAUCCCUACAACCCACUCUGGGCACAGUUAGGGGACCUAUACGGAGCCAUUGGCUCACCUGUCCGGCUGUCGAGGACGGUGGUGGUCGGCCGCCGACAGGAGCUGGUCCAGAGGCUCCUCUACGUCCUCACCUAUUUCAUCCGCUGCUCAGAGCUGCUGGAGACCCACAUGCUGGACAGUGCUGAGGACGAAGCCAUCGUCAUGCCAGGCUCCCUCAUCACCACUUCCCUCAGGAAAGGAGAGGUGGAAGAGUCGGACUAUGUGCUAGUUACCGUCCAUAAACCUAGCGGGGAUUACCUGUCCCAGGGGGCCAACAGCCAACAGAGUAUGGCUGAGGACAGCAACUACCCUUCCGACAACAGCCUGCAGAGCAGCACGUACACGGACAUGGAGGUGGAGCGCAGCUCCUGUGAACCACCCAAAGAGGAAGAGGAGGAAGAAGAAGAUGAAGUGGAAAGCGGCGAGAGUCAAGGGUCCAGCAGCAGUGUGCUCCGGUCGGUUCUAAGUGAGAGCAAAAUUCCCGUUAUCAAGACUGCAGAAGUGGAUGAAACCGAAGAGCUGUGCAGGGAGUCUAGCAGCCCCGUUGCCUCACAACCGCAACCGGAGACGGUGCUGCACAUCGGCUCAGUUUCCCCCAGAGAGAGAGACUGCAUGCUGGAUACAGAGACAAAGGACGACUUGAAACUUGCUUCUCCAUCUGUACUCUCAUCCCUUUCCUCGAGUGGAACCGUAACCCCCGUCACCAUAAGUGGUAAAAACAAUGGAUCUGAGGCUGGGACGGGCACUACGGUAGGGAGCCCCCCCACCCAGAUGCCAGCUCCUCGAUCUUUGGGAAUCCAAUUGGAGAAGAAGCCGCCAGAUAAGAAUGUGGUCGGUGCACCAACACUAUCAGUGACGAUAGGAAACACGCCGUCAGGACGCAUGGUUUUGAUUCCAACACAGGAAGAAGAACCAGCAGCAAAAGUCACUUUCCUCAUUGGAGGAUCCAUGUCUCCCGAGUCCGACACGGAAAGUCGCAGAAGGAAAGUGGAGGAGGACUUCAAAAAACACAAACAAUUCAUGGACAAACAUCCGCUUCACUUUGAUCUGUUGCAUCAGAAACAGCAUAAUCAAGAGCAACAUUUUCACGCGGAGCGGGGGGCGCAUUCAAAGACCAGCAAUACCUGUGUGUUGGAGGACCAAACCAAACAGACCAAAGCAACUCCAGCUCUGCAGCGGGUGUCCAGCAAAAUUCCCGAGUGGAGCCUGAACUGUGUGGACAAUUUCGAUGAUUAUUAUAGUUGUGAGGCCCCUGUUGAGGCUAGGACUAUAAAUCAUGUGGCCAAACAGCAGGAGGCCAGCACCACGGACAAUAUACACAAACAUUUGCUGAACCCCUCGGGUAACCAUGACCUGGGGGAUCACAGCUUUCAGAGCAGGGUCAGGGGUCCGACUUUAGACAUCUGUUUAGGUUCAGGUACUGGGGAGGUUGGGUCCAGCAGAAAGGUAGACGCUGUGUCGGAUGUUCGAAGGAGGUGCAGGUGUAGUUCCACCGGCUCCUCCGACACUUCCUGCUGCAGGAGCUGCCCCUUUGAGCAGGAAAAGGACCUCGUGUUAUCUGUGCCUGUUCCCCAGGAUGGAAGCAACAAAAGCAUCAAGGACCAAAAGUGCAAGAUGACACCUCUCAAUGACUGGGAAAUACCGCGCAAUGAGAGCUCGGACAGCGCCUUAGGAGAUAGUGAAAGUGAAGAGACGGAAGACUGGCAAGAGGAAAUGCUGGUUCCCUUCCCCGGGUCAAAGUUGGUGGAGAACUACUCUAAACCAGCCAUUGCUAAUUUUGGCCGGUCCCUCUUUGGAGGCUACUGCCCCACCUACGUGCCAGACUUUGUACUACACGGGGUCCCCAGUGAUGAGAAGCUACGGCAAACCCUCAUGACUGAAUUAACGCAUGCUGUUCAGCAUCCUGUGCUGGAUGAGCCCAUAGCCGAGGCCGUCUGUAUUAUAGCAGACACUGACAAGUGGAACGUACAGGUGGCCAGCAGUCAGAGACGAGCCACGGACGCAAACAAGCUGGGGAAGGAGGUUCUGGUGUCCAGCCUGGUUUCCAGUUUAUUACAGUCCACUCACCACCUCUACAAACUCAACCUUUCACCCAACUUUUGUAUCAUGCACCUAGAGGACCGACUGCAGGAGAUCUACUUCAAGAGUAAGAUGCUCGCUGAGUAUCUGAAGGGCCAGACGAGAGUCCAUGUGAAGGAGCUGGGCAUGGUCUUAGGAAUCGAGUCCAGUGACCUGCCCUUGUUAGCCGCAGUGGCCAGCACUCACUCCCCCUAUGUUGCCCAGAUCUUGCUAUGAGACUGCACCAGCACUAAGGUCCCACGCCUGGCCAGACCAGUCGGACUCGGGUUUUGUGCCGUUCCGGACCCUGAAAGCGGCUGUCCACGCUGCACAGCUGAACCCUGACAUGGCUUCCCUACACGUGUGCCUGGCCGAUACGGGAUUUAGUUUUUUUUUUUCGCCCUGAGUCUGAGCAGUGUGUAUCUUCACAGACCAGAGUGUCAUCUAGAGCUGGUGCUGACCGUCAUCACCGCUGCUGACUUCGGAGCAACGUGGGUGUUGCACCACAGGGUGGAGGUAGAGACCAGAGAAGGAGCGAGGCUCUGCUGAUGACUGAAGCUUCCCUGAAAUUACCUGAAUGUUUCUUUUAAAACAAGACUCUUUUUAUUUUGGAAACAAAAGCCAAAGACUUUAUUUUUCCAGGUGCAAUUGAAAUUUUAUAAAACCUUCACUUUAGUAACGAUGGAUUUUAUUUCUUCAACUGCUUUCUUUUCCUGUACAAUCUUAAACAUGCCUUCAUGAACCGAUAAACUCCACGUUCAAAGGAAAUGGGGACAUUUGUUGUUAAUUUGAGGUAAAAGUCCUGGGAAUGAUCAAUCCAGUGCCAGUUAUACCACUUUCAUUCUCAUGUUUGUGUUUACAGGCGUCAUAUAUUGUUAUAUCUCAACAGUUUAUUUGGUAGACUAAAUUAGUAGCCCAAGUUACUAUAAAGGUUUGUUUUUUUUUGUUUUUUUUUCCACAAAUUGGCACUCACCAGGAUUUUGAAUUAUAAAAACUGUUGUUUUUUUUAAUGGCUCAAAGUGGUUUUCAGAUUCCUAUCAUUGGUACAGCACUACCUCAGAUCUUCAUAUGGGCAGUGGAUGAUUGACAGUUGCGCCAUAGAAAACCCUGAGGUAAACUAUAUAAUAUUUUAAUCGGAGGAAUUUCAGCCUUUCAGACUUCUUGCUGUGUUCUCUGAAAAAAGGGAAAGCCGUUUAUUUUCUUCAAAUGGCAGAAAACGUUUCUUUCUUUCAUCAGUGUGAUUGAUAAUGGUCCCUUUAUACUGCAGAGUAACCUGCAGCCCAUGUUGUGUUUUUACAACCAAAAUGCUGAAGUAUUUUCACACUUUUCUAGUUCCAUCACCUUCGUAUGAUGUUUACUGCCUUAUCGUGGUUGUGUAUGUACUGGAUAACACUAUUACAAGCUUGUUUCUGUAACAGUUCUUAACACAAACUACUAGAGGCCAUGUUUUUCUUUUUGUUUCUUUACAUUUACAGACAUUUUAGUUGCUAUGCAAGCGGGAUGCAGCUUGUGGAAGUGGAGCCUUAGUCUCUCAGCUUCUGUUUGGGUGUAAGGUGGAAGCUGCUGCAGGAAACCAUGGGCAUAAAUCUUUUCAUUUGAGCCUUAAAUAAAAUAAAAAAUCUUUCCAUCUAAACCAGAGAGGAACUUCUGAGCUUCAGAUACAUGCAUGUAUCCUGUUCUGUUAUUGUACUGGGCUUUUUAAUCCAGCAAAUUUACUUUAACCGAAGAGGGGUGCAGGCAUUUGAAUCACAUGACAAAUCACAAAGCCUGCUUGGGUUUUGAAAGGAAAUAAAAUGGUCUAUAUUCAUAGAAAAUGACCCUGAGCAGUGGACGGUGUUUGUAAAUCCAAACUGCACCUCAAAUACGACCGAUGUCUUAAUGAAGAAGUGGCACGAAUGCUUUACAGAUUUAUUCAUAACUCAUUUUGCUGUUUGAGUUGGUAAAUACAUGCUUAUGUGUAUUGAAGAUGCUCCAGUAUAUCAGCCUACAUUUUGUACAAGCCAGCCAUUAUUUUUAAGAUGUAUGGAUUUAUAGGUCUGCUUUUUUCCCUCUUUGUAUAUGAAUAAAUUAUUUAGUUGCCUGUAAGUGUAACAGUUUGUGUAAACUGUACAUACUCAGUUUAUUUCCAUGUAUUUGUACAGAAUGUCUUUUACGAAUGGUCACCUGAAAUUAUUUUUUUCCCAAUUUUCUGGGAAUGUUGUGCAAUAAAAAUGCUGAGAAUUUA
Cololabis saira (Pacific saury) is the source of this 5896-nucleotide messenger RNA. It is a transcript of the gene fnip1, whose product is annotated as folliculin interacting protein 1. The record is from RefSeq and is a predicted model, not a curated record. Gene Ontology annotation, molecular function: protein-folding chaperone binding; ATPase inhibitor activity. The transcript has 18 exons. Gene Ontology annotation, cellular component: cytoplasm. NCBI's taxonomy places the organism in Eukaryota, Metazoa, Chordata, Actinopteri, Beloniformes, Belonidae. The coding region runs from base 82 to 3909 and encodes 1275 amino acids.